Tribolium castaneum (red flour beetle) is the source of this 661-nucleotide messenger RNA. RefSeq names its product Small ribonucleoprotein particle protein SmD3 (gene SmD3). The record is from RefSeq and is a predicted model, not a curated record. Gene Ontology annotation, cellular component: catalytic step 2 spliceosome; U2 snRNP; SMN-Sm protein complex. The coding region runs from base 139 to 552 and encodes 137 amino acids. Gene Ontology annotation, molecular function: RNA binding. Gene Ontology annotation, biological process: spliceosomal snRNP assembly; RNA processing. Lineage: Eukaryota; Metazoa; Arthropoda; Insecta; Coleoptera; Tenebrionidae. The transcript is spliced from 2 exons.
UGGCCGUGGCAAUGCGGGCCGCUGAUUGGCCACCACCACUUGGCGUCUUUUCGUAACGUCAACGUAUUGCCGGAAAAAUCCGCAAACAUCGGCCCCAAAUUAAAUUCUUUCGUGUAAAGUGCACAAGAAACGGUUAAAAUGUCGAUCGGGGUGCCCAUUAAAGUGCUCCACGAGGCCGAAGGCCAUAUCGUCACUUGCGAGACCAUCACCGGCGAAGUCUACAGAGGCAAGCUGAUCGAGGCUGAAGACAACAUGAACUGCCAAAUGACCCAAAUCACGGUAACGUAUCGGGACGGACGGGUGGCCCAGCUGGAGAAUGUGUACAUUCGGGGCUCCAAAAUCAGGUUCUUGAUACUGCCCGACAUGCUAAAGAACGCCCCCAUGUUCAAGAAACAGACAAAGGCGGGGACUGCGGGACGGGGCAAGUCGGCGAUUUUGAGGGCACAAGCGGCAAGGGGGCGAGGCCGGGGGGCCAAUCCGGCCGUGAGGGGCGGAAGAGGCGGCGCCUGGCAGGCGCCGGGCCAAGGGGCUGCCGCGGGACGCGGCAGAUAAUUAGGAGUGAAAGAUUAAGUGUGACUGAAUUAGGUUAAGUACAGAAAAAAACUUCUCAUUUUUAAUUAUUUUAUUUGAAACGUGUAGCAAAUAAAUAUUUUCAAUUCCA